Mercurialis annua (annual mercury) is the source of this 1833-nucleotide messenger RNA. Its product is annotated as nuclear transport factor 2-like. The coding region runs from base 141 to 1520 and encodes 459 amino acids. The transcript is spliced from 9 exons. The record is from RefSeq and is a predicted model, not a curated record. Gene Ontology annotation, molecular function: mRNA binding. Lineage: Eukaryota; Viridiplantae; Streptophyta; Magnoliopsida; Malpighiales; Euphorbiaceae. Gene Ontology annotation, cellular component: cytosol; ribonucleoprotein complex.
AAAACAUUCGUUUGCAGGUACCUUUCCGUUACUUUGCUCUGUGUUCUGCGGGCUGACUGCUCCCUUUACUCCUCAAACCACUCUACUCUCCGUCCUCGUCUCUCUCAAAUCUCCUUCCGUUUAACAAUUUCAAUCGACGAAUGGCAUCAGAAACAGCAAGCAAACAAGAUACCCCUAGUGCCCAAAUUAUAGGAAAUGCUUUUGUCGAGCAAUAUUACCAUAUUCUUCACACUUCACCGGAAAUGGUUUUUAGGUUUUAUCAGGAUUCAAGUGUAAUGAGCCGUCCAGAUGAUAAUGGUGUAAUGACGUCAGUGACAACUAUGCAAGGUAUCAAUGAGAAGAUACUCUCGUUGAACUUCAAGGACUAUAAAGCUGAAAUAAAAACUGCGGAUGCUCAAACAUCGUAUAAUAAUGGGGUUACUGUGUUAGUAACUGGAUGCUUAAUGGGCAAGGACAGCUUGAAACGGAGAUUCGCUCAGUCAUUUUUUCUUGCACCACAAAAUGUUGGAUAUUUUGUCCUGAACGAUGUUUUCAGGUAUGCGGAGGACAGUGAACCACUGGAGAAUCAUCCAGUUAAUGGCAUUAAUAAUGUGCUAAUAAUCCCCAUAGUCCCUAAGUCAGAGCCUUCUCAUGCUCCUGAUCCUUCUACACCUGACCCAUCAACUUUAGUUGUGGAUCAAGAUAAAGUAGCUGAAAAAAUUAAUGAACCAGUUAGCUCUGAGGAGUUAGUUUAUGAAAAGGAGGUGGUUGUAGAAUCUCAACCUCAUUCCAAUGGAAAUGAUGUUUCCAUAGUUGUGGAAUCAGCUUCCUCUGUCCCUCAAGACGACACCCCAAAGAAAUCCUAUGCAUCAAUUGUUAAAGUGGCAAAAGGGAGUCCAGGCCCAACAAAAGUUUAUAUACCUACUAAUACUAUAAAAGUGACCCCUAAGAAACUUGAAACUCAUUCUCUACCAGCAGCAUCUGCCACAGAGCCGGAAACAUCAGCUCCAAGUAGCAGUGAAGCCGCUGAAAGUAGCAACGCUGAAGAGGAAGUGGAAGGCCACUCCAUUUAUAUCCGUAAUUUGCCUUAUAACUUGACAACUGCUCAGCUUGAACUGGAGUUCCAGAAAUUUGGACCGAUCAAGCACGAAGGUGUCCAAGUCAGAUAUAAUAAGCAACAGGGAUACUGCUUUGGUUUUGUUGAAUUUCAAUCUUCAAGCUCCAUGAACAGUGCUGUUCAGGCAUCGCCCGUGACUAUUGGAGGGCGUCAAUCAGUUGUCGAGAUGAAGAGGACUUCCUCUCAAGUUGGCAGUGGAAGAGGUAGGUUCCCUUCUGGGAGGGGAGGAUUUCGGAGUGACGGCUUUAGGGGCCGUGGAAAUUAUGGUGGUGGCCGGAGUUUUAGCAGAAACGAAUUUGGAAACCCGGGUGAAUAUUCCGGUCGAGGUAGGAGUUCAGGUGGGAGAGGUAAUGGUCAGCAGCAGCAAGGGAGAGGAAGAGGCAGUCGCUCAAGUGGGGGAAAGGAGAACACUAGUGUAGCAUGAAAGGUUUGACUAUAUUUUCAGGAGCAAGUAGUUUGUGUUGGGUUUUUAGGUAUUCCAAUUGACAAAAAUGUGUUGUGGGAUAUUGAUUUAUGUGGAGCAGUGGUUUGAUGAAUAGGCAUUAGCCAUAGAUUUAGAAUAUGUUUAGUAGAUUAGAAAGGUAGGAAUUUUUUCCUUGCUCUUCACAUUUAUCAACAUUUUGUCAAUGGAUUGAUCCAUUUGCUAGAAUAGGGAUUUAUCAUUUCAUUUGUAUGGAUGAAUUGGAUCAUUUUCUAUUGUUUUCAUUAUUAGUAGAGUUAUUAUUAUUCGUCCGAAA